AUGGACGAACAAGGCAGUGACAGACCUGCUAAUCCUGAAGAUGAAUUAAGUGUAAGUAAGUAAACUUUAAAUGCACUGCAAUGUUGUGCCUGGUUGAAAUAACAAUGUGUUCUGUUUAUCAUAUACUUGCUGAACCCAUGAAUUAUGAAAGCGAUAUCUGGGAACUAAUUGGCGCUGUCAAUGCUGUAGCUGAUUUUAACUGGUUUUUUUGGUGAAAUAUGAUGUGCAUUUAUUUACAUGCAAUUGAUAGGGCACGAGAUCAGCCCUUGAGAGCUGAUGGCAGGAGAUUUGCAUCAGGAGGCGGAGUGAAGUUCUGUUAAAACUUAUUUCAUUCCUGGAUGCAAUUUUUGAAAAACAAAUCAAUUAAUUAUACAGCAUAUCUAAAUAUAGUUCGCAUUCAGCUAGUUGGCAUAGUAACUGUUAUCUUGGACUGCUGACAGGUGGUUAAAAGGAAGAGGAGGACUUAAAUAAUUCAGUGUUCUGUGAUACUUAAAUUGCUUUAUUAAUGGGAAUGAAUUCUACAAUGCAUAAUCAGAGGUGGCACAAGCGAGGGGGCAGGGAGACACAUUGUUCUUUAACCGAUUAAAGGAAUAAUUUGAGAUACUUAAAUUGUAGCAGUCAGCUAUGAAAUUUGCUGGAUAAAGUAACCGUGCUGAAAAUGCACUGUUCUGCUGUUGGCGUCUGACCAAAUAGUAUGAUGGAAGGAAAAGCAAGGAAGUUCAAAAGAGUUUAUAGUCCCUGUGAAAUAUUUAAAGGGAGAAAGGGUUGACCAGGAAAAAUGUGAAACCCUGUUAAUGUGAUUUGAUUUAUGUCCUGCCCUUCUUCACAAAGAAGCACAGGACACUUUGGAUAUGGGAGAUGGCCCUUUUUGAACUGAGUGUUUCAAUAGCAAAAGGUGCUUCUUUGACGGCUACUGAUAGCUGGAAAAUUGAGCAGCAAUGACAGUUGAUGUCUGGUGGCUGCUAUGUACUGACUCCACCUCACCAGCUUGGGCUGGAGAGAAACGUUUUGUGCUGUAGCCAGCAAAGUAAAGGGAGGGGAAAGCAGAUGUGGCAUUAUUUGCACACAUUUAUAAAAUUAUUAUUAUUAUUAGUGGUAGAAGUCGUAGUGGUAGUAGUAUUACAAACUGUAAGUACCGUAGCAACCUUAGGGCUGCAUGUGUAGGGUGCUUCAAGCCUAUCACUUCACCAGAUUCCAGAUUGUCACCUCUGCUGAUUGUGUUGAAAUUCUUUGCUGCUGGUAUGUUAUUUUAUAUAGUGCACCAAGGACACAGUAGUAAAAUAAUAAACAGACCAUGAGAAACAGUUUUAGGAGUGUAUGGUGGUCCUAACAGAAAAGUAAGACUCAUUGAGAUUUACAUUUGUGUAAGCAAACCGGGAUCGUGUGGGAUAUCACAACUGCUGUGGCAUUUUGAUGAAGCAAUAGAGCACUGAAGAGUCACUCAUGACCACACCGACAGCAGAAAUGGCAGGCAAGGCAUGCCAUUCAAGUGUGGAAUGAAUAUGUCUGCCUUUGGGAAAUGCUGAAUUGAGAGAUACUGGACAUUUAUCUAUGUGAUUCUUUCCCCCACUUUGAUUAAGGUAUCAAAUGUAUCAGUACAAAUGGCAGAUUCAGAAGAAAAGUGGGAAAGAAUUGCAAGGAAACUCAAUAGGUCAGCAAAAUCAAAGAGGAAAGCCAAAAGAAACAAGUCUCUCUGGAAUUUUCAAAAUAAAAUCAUCCUGUUUACAGUGGUCCUCUUCAUUGUAGGUGUUAUAACUUGGACAUUGUUGUGGCUCUUUAUUGGUGAGUAUCUGUAUCUGCAUUGUAGGCAAUGAUUUAUGAGGCCUUUCCCCAUAUUUACAUUUGAAGAACACUCAUAGAUGUAUAAACAAUGCUCUAGAAAAUCAUUUUCUAUUAUGUUGCUUUUUAUUGGCUCUAGAAAAGGGUUUUCUAUUUACAAUGGAAGCUGUUUUUCUCCUUCAGAAUAUGUGUAUGCCGGAAUGUCAGUUAAAAGAGAAUCCUAGCAGCAUCUUGGAAAACCUGUCUCACAGAGCCCAACAUUUAACUAGAUAUAGGAGAGUAGUCUGGAUGAGAAUUUGGUUCUAUAGGGUGUGCACCCACAGCUCCAAAGUGAGAGGAAGGUCUCCAUUAGCUAUUCUUCUUAUUGAAUUGUCCUCCACCAUAACCAACCAAAACCCAAGUUUGUGUGUGUGCUUUAUGUGAUUUUCUAUAAAUGCAUUUCUUCCUUGUUUUGCUUCAUGAUGGAGAAUGGGCUAUUGCAUUAUUUUUCUGGCUCUAUAGUGAAAAACUUUUUAAAGGGCAAAAUGCUAAUAUAUUAUUAUGUAGUGAAAUUCCAACAUACUAAGGAAAACCUGGUUAUCAUGUGAGGGUCUAUUGGCUAGUGUCUGUGCCCUUGACAAGAUACUUUCCACAAAGCAGUUUACUCAUUUUUAAAGUAAGUGUUCAUUAUAUGUAAGAAUGGACACACACAUGACUAGAUAUAUGUUGCUUUAAUAUUUUUAAAGUAGUACUUAGUCCAAAAGAUAAGGUGACGCACAUGACUGAUUACUGAUCUACCAUUCAGAUUGCAGGACUGUGUGCAAGACUGCACAGACUAUCAUUGUGUGCUACCUGGUUGGUGUUGACCCAUAUCAGAGCCUUCUUGGUAGCAGUUCUCCAUCUGUGAGAUGCUUUCCCUGGUGAGAUGUCUCUGUCUCCCUCAUUAUUAACAUUAAGGAAAGUUUGAAAAACACUCCUGUUCAUCCAAGUGUUUGAUGGCUGAAAGAUACUAUUCCUGGCAACCUUGACAUUAUUAUCAUUAGCUAUUUGGAUAGGUUACUAUUUUAAACUUUGAAAAAUGUAUUGUUUUGAUGCUUUGUUGUGCUCUUUUUAUUGCCAUAAUGAAAAAAGGAAAAAUAAAAAUAACACUCACCUUUUUUGUUUUACAGUUCAGGCAGAAAACAAAGAUGCACUGUAUUUUGUUGGAUUAUUUCGUGUUGCCAACAUUGAGUUUCUCCCAGAGUAUCGGCAAAAGGAAUCCAGGGAGUUUCUCUCUGUUGCACAGAAUGUGCAGCAAGUGGUAAGGAAAAAACGCCAACCCUUGUGUUCCACAUUAUCACCAAAGCAUAUGCAAUAAUCAGCUGGUUGUGUGGACCCAGCAAUCCUUGUCUUUUGUAGUGUGUCAAUAAAGGGAGAUAACACAUUCUGGAAUUUUCUCUCCGCGUCGUAUUUGCAGUACCAUAGAAAGAUUACUGCUGGAUCAGGAUGAAGGCUCACCUUGUCCAGCAUCCUGUUCUCACAGUGGCCUGAAACAGAACUCUCCCUGCUGGCGUUUCCUAGCAACUGGUAUUCAGAGUAAUACUGUCUCUGGCUGUGGAGGUAGAACAUAGUCAUCAUGGCUUGUAGACACUGUUUGCCUUAUCCUCCAUGGAUUUGUCUAAUACUCUUUUAUAGCCAAGUUGAUGGCCAUCACUACAAUGCCACAAUGUCAUGUAGUCUUCCCAGGGAAAACAGAGAGAGAAGGAGGGAGGGAGGGAGGGAGGGAGGGAGGGAAUAAUAGAAUCAUAGAAGUGUAAAGUGGACCCUGAAGGUCACCAAUCCAACCCCUUGCUAUGCAGAAAUCUCAACUAAAGAAUCCAGGACAGAUGGCCCUCCAACCUCUGCUUUAAAACCUCCAAGGAAGGAGACUCUAAAAAGUUUCAAGUGAGUCCAUUCCACUGUCAAACAGAUCUUACCACCAGAAAUAUCUUCCUCAUGUUGAGUCAGAAUCUCCUUUCUUGUAACGUGAAUCCAUUGGUUUGGGUUUUCAUCUCCAGAGGAGGAGAUAACAAGCUUCUUCCAUCCUCCAUGUGACAGUCCUUUAGAUAUUUGAAGAUGGCUAUCCUCUCUCCUCUCAGUCUCUUAGCCAGGCUCAACGUACCCAGCUCCCUCAACGGUUCCUCAUAAGGCUUGGUUUCCAAACCCUUGAUUGUCUUGGUCACCCUUCUCUGUGCAUGUCAAGGAUUGUCAAUAGCCUUCUUAAAUUGUGGUACUCUGAACUGGACACAGUACUCCAGGUGUGGUUGACCAACACACACAUGCAGAUAAUGAAUCCCUCUUGUACUGAGUCAGACCAUUGGUCCAUCCAGCUCAGUAUUGUCUACACAGAUUAGUGGCAGCUGUCCAGGAGUUCAGGUAGGAGUCUCUGCUAACCCUCCCUGGAGAUGCCAAGGAUUGAACUUCGGACCUUCUGCAUGCAAAGCAGAUGCCCAACCACUGAGCUGCAGCCCUAAUGUGGCUUCUUGAAGGAGUACGCAGCUUUCAAAGAACUAAAUUCAAUAGAAAGAGGGAAGUGGAAGGGCACUGCUGAUGGGUGGGGGUUCAAUAGUUGUUGGAAUUUGGUACAUUCUCUCCAAUAAUGAGUGCUUGAAAUGGUGCAAAGAAGAGCAAAGGCAUGAGUCUCAGUCUUUAAUGAAUAUGCUUAAAAUACAAGAUGUGUCUGUGUGCAUGAGUUAUGCUGCACAGUCACUAUCCAGUAGGUCCCAUGCAACUUGCACAGCCACAUCCCCAAAAUAAAUGGGUCUUGGUAGACUGGAUGGCUCAAAACUAACUGACCAAACUUUCAGCACUUUUUGCUGGUCUUCAUUGUAUUUCCCCUUUCUCUUAACUCACUGUCUCUGUUAUUUACUGUUUAUUCAUUGUGCACUGGAAAACCAGCCAAGAGCUGGAAGAAAAACAUGAUUCCCAGGGAAGCACCACUUCCCAAGGAUUCCUUAUGCUUUACAUUGAAGAUGCACCUGUUUACAUAGGCAUUCCCUCAAUCUCUCAAUCUGAGUCUUCUGAUUUACUGCAAUCAUGGUGCUGUCUUGAUAGUAUUGUUUUACUGCAUAUUUUAUAGAUGUGCUCAUUUUAAUUUUUAAUGAGAUUGAUUUAUUGCAUAGUUUAAAUAUGGAUGCUUAUAUUUUAAUGUUUGCAUAACUGGGUGGGAUUUUUUGUGGGUAAUCUUGUUUAGAAUUCUAUAUUGGCAUUAAUAUGAAUAAUGCAGUCAACAACUUAAAUACCUUAUCAUAAAGGUACUACAAAUCUCCAGUACUCCCUCCUUCAAAGCUGAGAAUGAUAUCCUUGUUAUAAAUAAACAGGGCUGCUGAAUCUGCUGUACUGCACAUCAGGCAACUCUCAGGGUGCUUCCAGACUUUCGCUAUUUUGGGGCAGGAUUCAAUCACAUACAGACAAAUUCAGGUUGCACAAUUAAAGUUGAUUUGAAGGUCUUGCAUAACCUAUUUCCUUCCCCUAAAGAUCAACUCUUUUGUGAUAAGAAAAGGAAUGGGGGAAUGUACCAGAAACUGUGGGGGUAAGACCUCCUUGACACAACAUUGUCUAACCUCCCCACAAAGAAAUCAGAAUAAAUGCUCAUUAAACAGCCAACAUUGUCUAAUUGCCCUGCAAAGAAAUCAGGAUGAAUAUUCAAUAAGCUAGUUAUCUGGAAGUGCCCUCAGCAAGAUUAAUUUUAAUUUAGUCUGUGUGGGAUUGCCCAACCAUUCUGUGCAUCUUCUCUUUCAGAUGAACUUGGUAUAUACCAAAUCUGCUUUCUCCAAAUUCUAUAAGCAAUCCAUUGUCUCAGAUGUCAGGUGGGACAUAUUUUCCAUUUCAUUUGUGGCUGGGGGUCUUAGCGAGAAAUAAUGUCGUGUUGCAGCAUUUACUAUCCAUGUACUGUCUCUUGUUGCAAACCAAAAGCCUCAUCAUAUGUGACCAAAUCCAAACACAGAAAGCACUCCCAUGUCCCAUAAAGUAUCUUACAUUUUAAAAAUGUUGGUACAUUAAAAACAGCAACAGCAACAACAACAAUGAUGAGAAAAGCUAUAGAUUUUCAAGCACCCGAGUCUCAGAAACACCGUGAUGUAAUUUGCUUUUUCAUUUGAUUUCAGUAACAACAACAAUGGGGGUCUUCUUGUCCAUUUCUGGAUUGUGUUUGUGGUGCCACAGGCUAAAGGCCAAGUGUUUUGUGAAGAUUGUGUAGCUGCUAUUUUAAAGGACUCAAUUCAGACAAGCAUCAUCAAUCGAACCUCAGUAGGGAGUCUUCAAGGCCUUGCUGUCGAUAUGGACUCCAUUGUGCUUAGCGGUUGGUAUCCCUUGGCAGUUGCUAUUUUUCCUCUGAAGAAAGUGAACCUUCUAAUACAAUUAAUAGCUUGCUGUACUGAAAAAAACUAGAAUUCAUAACUUUUGCCUCUGAAAUAAUCACCUCAUGGAACUGGAAAAGCAGAAAUGCUAUGUGGAGAUCUGAACUGGGCCUAAUGGUGCUAAUCCAAUUUUCGCUCAACAGGGUGAUGGUGAUAAUUGGAUUUAUGUCCCUUUGUGUUUAUCAUCAGUUGAUGCCGUGUGUCAUUGGAACGUCCUCCCUCCUAAUGACUUUCCUAUAGAAUUCAAUCCAUUCAUAUAGGAAUGUGCUCACGUGUCUGCUUUGAUAUAUAUGGUGUCAGAGCUAGCCAUACAUUAAGUAGAAUCAUAGAAUCAUAGAGUUGGAAGAGACCACAAGGGCCAUCGAGUCCAACCCCCUGCCAAGCAGGAAACACCAUCAGAGCACUCCUGACAUAUGGUUGUCAAGCCUCUGCUUAAAGACCUCCAAAGAAGGAGACUCCACCACACUCCUUGGCAGCAAAUUCCACUGUCGAACAGCUCUUACUGUCAGGAAGUUCUUCCUAAUGUUUAGGUGGAAUCUUCUUUCUUGUAGUUUGGAUCCAUUGCUCCAUGUCCGCUUCUCUGGAGCAGCAGAAAACAACAUUUCUCCGUGUCUACUUCAGACAGCUAGUUUUUGAUAGGGUUGUGCACAGCGCCCCUGCCUGGCCUAAUUUGGGCCUCCAGGAUCAAUCCAAACCAGGGAAACCUGCCCUGGAUUCAGCCCAAAAUAAAUUAAAAUGCUCUCAUUAAACAUACGGCCAGGAGAAGCACUGGGGAAGGAGAUGCUGUAUCUCCACCCACUUAAACCAAGAGCAUGAGGGUUCCCACCUGCAGGGUGCUGCUUUGCAAGUGGCUCUGCUAAGGGGAAGGAGCUUGUGAAGAAGCACCCUGAACCCCACAGGCUGGAAUCCUCAACUCAACAGAGUGGAGAAUUAAUGUAUUAUUUUUACCACCAGGGAGAAGUGAGAGGCGCUCCUGGGAUUUUCAAGCUCAGGUGGUUGGCCUUGGGACUGUUACCUUACCUUGCGGUGUGGGGGUGGGUGGGUGGGUGCUUGAAGCAAUAAGAAAUGUUUUUGGCCAACCCUAUGUGGAGUUCCACAGUGAAACUAGCUGGCAGGAUCCUGUAUCCCUCUCCCUGCAAGUUCAUUGCAAUGCAUUUUAAGUCUUUAAGUCUGAAUAAAAUCCUGGAAAACAUCCUUUCGUGGUGGCUUCACAAAUUCACAUGAAUUAUUGUCAUAUCAAUAGGUCCCUAUUCUCAAGUUCCAAAUUAACACUGCAAUGCAGUGCAGUCUCAUAUUGUGUGGUGGUUACAUUCCAGAGAUGGCGCUUAUAUGCAAAAAUGUGUAUACUUCAACUAGCCCUUUGGAGCUACCCAGUGUGAGCAUCCUUACCUUUCCAGAGUUGUACACCAUGUGGGCCUUGCCUGUCCCCCAAGCAAGGCAGAGAGCUUUUACCAGGCUCUGGGAUGCUCGCACAAUAUCUUGUGGGACUGUUCAAGCUCCAGCAAGAUAUCUCAAGUGCAUCCCAGAGUCCAGUAAGUCUGAAAGCUUAAAUGCUCUGAGGAAUAGUUCAGUCAAUAGAGCAUGGGACUCUGAACCUCAGGGUUGUGGAUUGAAGCCCCACUUUGGGUGAAAGAUUCCUGCAUUGCAGGGAUUUGGACUAGAUGAUCCUUCUGAUCCCUUCCAACUAUGCUACUGUGAUUCUUUCUGCACUGAGAAAACCCUGCACAGAAAGAACAUUUAAGCUCUCUGCCUUCUCUGCAUGUCAUUUGUGUGAUUACUACUGGCCAGACUUCAGCCACUUCAUGUUGAAAUCACACAUGUUAAAUGCAUAUAUGUUGUGAUCAUACUGUAUUACAUUCAUAUGUUGCCUGCUGGUCUGUUUGUUUAAAUAUGCGCAGUCAUUUGUAUUUUCUCCUCCCAUGCAGUUGGACUUCGAUCAGAUUACUCUUCAACAACAGGAACAGGUACAUGACUGAGUUUUUUUAAAACACAUUUUCCCAUUUAACACAUUUCAAAAUGGGAAACGUAUUUAUGUGGUGAAAAUUGAAUCCUGCCUGUAUCUGUAUCACGUUCUACAAUGUAAGCUUUAUACAGGGCUAAACAUGGGAUCUGUUGGGUAAUUUAGCAUUUAGAUCAUGCUUUUGAGUGUUCAAAGAUGUCAUUCUCACAACAACCUGAAAGGGAAAUCAGUAUUGGGAAAUGCUUCCUGUUUCCCUGGGAGAUAAUGAGUUUCAGAAGGAGACACUACCAUGGUUUGGGCUUCUUUAGAGGAAGGGUUUGUGAUAUUUCAAAAAUAUUUUGUUUGCAACUAUAGAAGUAUAGAAUCAGUAGGGACAAUCAGUGUGUACACUGAUACCAGACAGCAGAAGUGCAGCCCUCACAUCAGAUCUGCCAAGACCCCAAGACGCUCCUGAUUUCACAGCUAGAGAUGAGGGGGAAAGUCACCUUCAAACCAUUAUGCAAAUCUAAGCACAGUUAUUAUUCAAAAUUCAUAUUACCCAUCUUUGAUGUGGUUCUUCCAGCAAAUAAUGUGUACAGAAAUGUGUUUAUUAACAGGAAGUAUAGAUAAAAAUGCAUAUAUUCAUGAAUAUAUAUAAUAUGCAUUAUAUCAGGACAAUUGUUUGCAAAAAGGGAGACAUCUGCACUAAAAUGCUGCCACAUUUUAAUGAGAGGUGUUGUUUUUUUUAAAUUAAAUUGAUGCAGAAAUAGGGAGAAUUAAACUUAAGACUGGAAAAAUGAGAAACUGAAAUCGAUAGAUUUGGCCAUUCCUGCUAGCAACUGCUUCUUCUAGGUCUGCUUCUUUCAAUCUGAAAAUGGCUUUUAUUCCUCUGCUCACUCACUCUCCCACACAUACAUUCACACCACACAUCUCUCUUUCUGUCUUUCCCUCUCCUCCUGUCUCAUUGUUUCCAGAUGACCUGUUUACUGAAUAUUCAUUCUGAUUGUUUGCACAACUUUGUGGGAAUGCCAGCUCUUUACUGAGUGCUCGCUCUGGUUUGUGGGGAGCACUGCAGGCCCACAUGUGAGGCAAGGUGAAGCAACUGCUUUGGGUGGCAGGAUCCUCAGGUGACAAAAUUUCUUGGUCUGGCCCUAUCUAAUACUCUCUCUCUCUCUCUCUCUCUCUCACACACACACACACACACACACACACACACACACAGAAAGAACUCCUUUGGUGUCUUCCCCUCCAAUGCAUCUCCUGACUAUUGAAGUAAGAGGCAGCUGGUUAGCUUUUUGGAACGGGGAAAUAAGGAGUAUCUUAUCCUUUGCCUCAGGCAGCAAAAUGUCUUGGGCGGUUUUUGUGGGAAGGUUACAUGAUGUCACAUCAAGCAAUUAUUAUCUCACACUUUUCAGCACAUUUUUUCCUGUCACUUUUCAAAAGGCAAUUUUUUAGAAAAGUGGCUGCAGCAGCAUUAGGUGGGGUGAAGCCAUUGCCUCAGGUGACUGAAUUCCCAUAGGGGGCUUCUGUGUGGACACCUCACCUGCCCUGCAACCACUGCCACCAAUGUCUGGUGAUAUCUCUCUGAAAUCACAUUAACUUGGUUUUAACAUCUGCUUUUAUGGGCAUUUUUAAUUUAUAUGAUGUAUUUUUUUUUUGCAAACUGCUUAGAUUGAGCGGCAUUUAAAUCUAGUUAAUUUUUUUUUUAUAAAUACAGUGGUACCUUUGUUCCCGAACGGCCUAGUUAAUGGGCUCCUGAAUGCCGCAAACCUGGUUUUGCGAACAUUUUUUGGAAGCGAAUGUCUGUUUCGGCUGUCGGCAUUGUUUCUGGGGCCAAUCAGCCAAUCAGAAGCCGUGUCUUGGUUUUUGAACAUUUUGGAAGUCGAACAGACUUCCAGAAUGGAUUGAGUUCAAGAACCAAGGAACCACUGUACAGAAAUACAUUUUUGGGGGGUUUGAAUCCAAAAUUAAAUGGGCAAAUCUGGUUAUAAAUGUCAGUAGGAUCAAUUGAUAUUUUAUCAGUGACAUGUGAAAAAUAUUAUCUUGCCUUUCCGUAAAGCUUAAGCAUUGUCUUUUACCAAGCAUUGUAAUCUCCAUGAUACUAAUCAACAUUUACUGUAGGUUCAAGUUGCAUAUAUGAUCUGCAUGCAGACCGGCUGCACCAGCACUUUCCAUUGGACAUUUCAACAGCAUCUGGAAGGAUGAUCUGCUAUUUCAAACUGAUUGCAUUGGUCGGCUACUUAAUCCGCCUCUCCGUAGCAUCCAUUCAGAUUGAAGCAGACAAUUGCAUCACUGAUUCAUUGACCAUUUAUGACUCCCUGAUGCCAAUCAAAAGUAAGAUACUGUAUCGGUAGGUAUGCCUUUUCAGUACAAUUUCUUUGGUUUCUGCAAGCAGAAAAGAAGUUCAUUUUUUAAAAAACAAAAACAAAACAAAAACGUGUAUAUUAAACUUGUCCAUUGGCAGCCAUUGUAGAUUCCUUAGCAAGGUAUUGCUUGCUAGCAGUAUGUUGCUCCUAACAGCAGAUUGCAGACCAAACUUUAUGGGAAGACCCACAAAAGAGUGUGUUGCAAUAAUCCUACCUCAAUGUUAUCAGUCCACCUGGGAGUCAUUUGGAAGGAAGGGCAGGAUAGAUUGGGGCAGGGGUCCCAAAGGCAUGUGAUUGGCAAGCAUCUUGUCCAUGUUAUUGAAUUGCAUUAACUGAUUGAAGCAGAUGGGGCUUUGAACACCCCUAUAGGAUCUGCUGUGACAACAGUAUCAAAGUCUAAUAUGAGUUUACCAUCACAGUUACUGUGGCUUUCUUAAACUAUUGGCUAGCCAAAGGGCCAAAUCUAGUAACGAGGCUAAUGAUGCAUUGUAAUUCCCAUACUUUCUACACAUGAAGAAAAAUCAAUUUAUUUUCAGAAUUUGUGAACCAACCAAUUCAUUCCUGUCUUUCGUUUCUACAAAUAAUUUGAUGCUGGUUACUCUGAAGUCCACACAAGUGAAGAAAGUGAAGGAAUUUCAUGGGUACUUUGAGGUCAUCCCACAAGAAAGUAAGUGUUCUCAUUUGUUAAAUGUGGAAACUCCAGCUGUAGACUCAUCAUUAGUUAAGUUUUUCCCCCUACCAUCAAAAACAGUACACAUCCUACAUCAGAUAUGUGAGACAUACCUGUCUGAAUUUAUGUUUUCUGUCACCUUUAUAACAUUUCCCUCUUUCAUCUUUCCCAUGACCUGCCUAACUUCAGCUCCUUUUACAACCAGUUGUUUGUUGGCUUGCUUCUCAAUGUCUUCAGUCUCCAGGGCUCACCCAGCUGUAUAAGUAAUCCAAGUAAUUGCACGGAAGGGCAGUUUAUUCAGGUGCCAUUGAAACAGCAUGUAAUCUAAGAACUGCACCUCAGCAUCUUCUGUGACCCUGCAAGGGAUUCUGGGGUCUCAGAUCAUGCAGUGCAGCUCUGCAGCAUGGAAAAUGCCUUGCUGCCCUAACCAUUUGCAGAUACCACAACGUGAAACAUCAGUUGCAUUUUCAUUAUAGAAAUAACCAGUAUCCCUUUUACUCCAUUAUGCCAGCAGAUGGAGUAGUUGUCAAAUACACAUAUGACAUGAGACUGUUGUUAGUUUCACCGUAACAAAAGAAUAUAGGAGGCUGCCUUGAAUGAAGUCAAACCUCUGAUUCAUCUAGUUCAGUAUUGUCUUCAGUGACUGAAAGUGGCUCUCCAGGGUUUCAGACAGGGGACCUUCCUAGCCCUACCACAAACUGAAUCUGGGAUCUUCUGCAUGUGAAGCAGGGACUCUGAGUGAUGGUCCUUCCCAAACAAUUAGCGGCAUUUCAAAAUAACAAAGCUCAUUAUGUCACUGGAACCAGGUAUACAUUUUUCUUGUUGACAUGCUUCCCCAUUAUGGGUCCUUGUGGUCCAUUUCACCCUUUUUUCUUUAUCUGUCACAUCUUUUCCAAUAGGGAUAGUUGUUGGGUCAGUGGGACAGACUGGGGGUGCUGUUGGUUAACUACCCACCCAGUUGCCCAAUGACCACCUUAACCAAGCUGUUGGAGGUGGUAUCCAUGAUUAUAGUUCUGCAUGACUUCAAUAUUCAUGCCAAGGCUGCUAUCUUUAGUUCAGCUUGGGACUUCAUAGCCUCCAUGACAAUCAGGGGGCAGAACAACACAAAAGGCAGGGUGUGCACUAAACUUAGUCUUCACUUUAGGGCAAGUGCUGGAGUAGAUGUUGGAGGGAUGGAAUUGAUCUUUUUGUCAUGGUUAGAUCCCUAGUAAAGUUUGGGCUUGCAGCAUCAGUAUACCCCCAUAGGGGUGGAGGACCGAUUCAGAUGGUCUCAGAGACUUACAGAAUCUGAUCUGGGGGAUUUUCCAGUAGCCAUAUCUGGUUAUUCUUUUGAGGACCUAACUUUACUGUGGAAUACUGAAAUGGGGAAGACAAUUAACACUAAAUCCACAGAGUGCCCCAUCUGACACUGCAAAGCUUGCUGUGUUCCUUGGUUUUCCCUAGAACUACAAGCAAUGAAGCAGGUGGAUGAUGGCCAGAGCAGAAGUGGUGCAACUUCUGGUGUGAAACCAACCACACAGUGGUUAGGAAGCACAACCACAUGCACCAUGAAGUGAAGCGACGAUGGUAGCAAAAAAGACCUAUGUCUCCAUCAUGUCCUCAAGUAGUCCUCCAUGUGAUGAAAAAGCUGAUAUUGCUUGCCCUGGUUAAUUUUUAUGCACCUUGUUUUGUGUCUGCUGUUUACUAUGUUUUGCCUUGUUUUCAUUGUUCACCGCCCUGAAACAUACAUAAAAAGGCAGGACAGAAAUCCUAAAACAAACAAAGUAUUACUUAAAAAGAAGAAAGCCAUACUGGAAGUAAUGACUUCUUCUUUUGGCUGAUUCUCGGUUUCCAGAUUGUGCAAUAAUAUGGAAAUGCAUCUUUCUUUUCUCAGAAUGCGGCAAAGCUAUACUGGCAUUGGGAAGUCCUCGGUUUGAAGGGAGAAUCAUGAGUCCUUAUUACCCAAGUUACUACCCUCCAAAAUGCAUUUGCACAUGGAGUUUCCAGGUAAUUUUGAAACCCCAUUGUGCAGGUGUUUCGCAACUGCCCUUUGGUGUGUUUCGUGUCAGUUGGAAACAGGGCUCUCUGUCUGUCAGUCUCUCUUUGCAAGAUUCUGAGCCCUUUGAUCUCAGCACAAAGCUUGGAUCUCGAUCUCUCUCUUUGUGGGUCAAGUAGCUGUAGUAGGAGAUGAAAGGUUCCCUUGUGAGGUGAUGGAAAGCUGCACUUCCUCUUGGCCACUGCCAGUCUGACCUCUUUCCCAAGGCUCUGAGGAGCUGGCAUCUGAGCUGCGGCAAGUGCUGUUGCUCCCUGUAGCCUGGCACAGGGAAAACAAAAAGUGCUACUGCUGUGAUGGGGACCCUGUGGUCAGUUUUGAACCAGCAGCAUGUUAGUGCUUAAACCUGGGUGUCAAUGCUCAGAUCUGGAAGCCCUUAUUCACAGCUGUAUCAGACCUUGAUGUGGCUACUCAGUGGGGAGAACGAAGUUACAGGGAACCAGGCAGAGGGCCUUCUCGGUAGUGGCGCCCACCCUGUGGAACGCCCUCCCAUCAGAUGUCAAAGAAAUAAACAAUUAUUCUGACGUUUAGAAGGCUUCUGAAGGCAGCCCUGUUUAGGGAAGUUUUUAAUGACUGAUGUUUAUUUAAUGUAUUUUUAAUCUUUUGUUGGAAGCCCCCAGAGUGUCUAGGGAAACCCAACCAGAUGGGCAGGGUAUAAAUAAUAUAUUAUUAUUAUUAUUAUUAUUAUUAUUAUUAUUAUUAUUAUUUAAGAUCAUAAGCAGGCUCCUGCUGGAUCAGGAUAAUGACCCGUCCAGUCCAGCAUCCUGUUCUCAAGUGGCCAACCAAGUGUAUACAGGAAACCUACAAACCAACAGUGGAGGCCACACAUGCCAGCAUCCGAGUGAGAAUGGUGGCACAGUGUGUGAUGCCGCACACAUGACAUCCUGACAUUGUACGUGUGAUAAAACAACAACAAACCUUUGGUUACAUGAAACAUAUUCAAUAAACACACAAGACGUAACCGACUGUACAUUUGAAAAGAUAAGAUAUACUAUUCAUUGUAUUGAAUUGUAGAUUUCAACAGAAGUAGCUCAUAAAGUUCAAUGAAAAAAGUAGAAGACCCAGUGGAUCAGUUCAUUCUCUAAUCAAUUUAUGCAUAAGGUCCAUAUAUGUGAAAGUGUCUGUUCCACCUGUCUGUUCAUAAAGUCCAACAAUGCACACAAAGGGUUGUUACAGUUCCACAGAAUCCUUUCACAGAGUCUGACAAGGAUUUCCAGAAUAUUAGCCAGGACAGUGGAUCUUAUAGCAUAGUAGUAGUGAUAUCAUAUAUGAGUUUGUACUACUGAUGAAGCCUAGGACGGUGAAACAAGGCUAAACAAGGCAUAAAAUGAUUAGAGAAUGAACUGAUCCACUGGGUCUUCUACUUUUUUCAUUGAACUUUAUGAGCUACGUCUGUUGAAAUCUACAAUUCAAUACAAUGAAUAGUAUAUCUUAUUUUUUUAAACGUACAGCCGGCUACGUCUUGUGUGUUUAUUGUACAUGUGAUGUCAUGACGUCAGAGGAGCUGGGGUGAAGCCUAGCACAGCAGCAGCGCAUUAGCAGCACAGCUUCAAUGGCCAUGGCUGCUCUUGCUCCUGCUGCCGCCACCAGCCUGGAGCUGCUUCCAAACUCCUUCCCGUCCGUGGCAGCAGAAGCAGGAAGAGGAGCCCAGAGCAUUGAGGCUGCCCCAUGCACAGCUCUGUGCUCAGCCUCAUGGGAGGCCUUUUGGAGGGCUUAACCCCCAAAAUAUUUCGGGGCCCAAAAGGGCUCAGCCCCCAGGAGAUGGUGCCCCUGGUGGAGGUAGAACAUUAUUCCCCUUGAACUUGUUUAAUUUUAUUUUAAAGCCAUCCAAGUUGGGAGCCAAUCAUACAUACUGAGGGAGAAAAUUCCUUAGUAGACAUUCGGUGCCUAGUUUGUCAGAGCCUCCACCCAAAGCAUACUGCAGGAAUAGCCGGGUGAUUUUUGUUGAGGUAGCAAACGUUAGCACACAUUUAACCUACUGCAGAAUGUGGUUCUCAUCAGAUGUGUUUCCAUUUUAUAUUGUAACUGGUAUCUGCAUGAAUCUUGAUGAGCUCUGGGACAAGUGAAACCCUUGCAUGUAUCUUAUAGUAGGAGUAGUAGGAGUAAUAUCAAGCUGAAUUGUCCACAGUUGUUAAAAAUAUUUUUAAAAUGUAUCCCUUAUUUCCUUAAAACAGACUCCCCUGAAAAAUCUUGGCAUAGCUCUGAAAUUUCAUAAUUAUACUAUCAGUGAAAAAAGCAUUAAAGGCUGUGAGCACGGAUGGUGGAAAAUUAACGAACACAUGUAAGUAUAUGAAUAUAGGCUACAUAUUUUCUAGGAGGUAGGCAGCAGAUUGAGGAAGUUGUCAUAGCAAGUAGUCAUGUGAUCAUUACAUCAUCCUGAUGGCCUUUAUUUUAAUGUGCAUGGCAAGAUACAAACUGUUCUCAUUUGCUUCAUGUUCAUUCUUCAGCAUCGUUUGGAUAUGAGGUAUCCUGUCUGGCUUGUGUCAGUUGCAGAAUGGGGAAGGCUUUCGAGCCGAAGGCAGUAGCUGAUGGUGCAGUGAGACAACAGUGCUUACCUGACCUCCCAGCAGUGGAGUCGCUGCUGCUUACUGGGAGGGAGAGUGGGAGAAUUAAAUGGUGGAGAGGCUGGUGCUGAGCGAAUACACCAGCAGGAGCUCUGUAUUGACUUAGCUGAUGUGUUUGCUCAGCUUGGGCCUCUCCAACACCUUGCCCCUCUUACUCUCUCUUGGCUUCCAGUAAGUUGUAGCUACUCUACUGCCAUAAGGUAACAUAAAUGAUGAUGCCCUGCCACACUGCCUGCUACUGGCCCAAGGGUCACAUUCGUUUCUGGGUAACGUUCUGAGGGCCACAUGCUGCUGAUGAGUUGGGCAGAGGCAAAAGCUGGAAGGAUAUCAUUCUCCAUUCCAGUUGACAUUAAGCCCAGAUAUUUAUAGGGGCAAAUACAGAACAUGCUGGGGUGUGUGUCUACAUAGAAAUGUAUAGCGGCACCCUAAAUUAUUUGACCUCAGAAACUUGUGACCAUAGGAAACAUACCUAAUGAGGCUAUUUGUCCAUUGGCCCAGUACUGUCUACUCUGAUAGCAACUUUCCAGGCCGGGUGUGUGGAGAGAGAUGCUUUCCGUUAUCUACUGCCCGGCUUAACUGUGGAGACAAUUAGAAAUUUAACCUGCAACCUUUUGAAUGCAAAGCACAUCCGUCACUGUCACUGAGCAAAUUCCCUACUCGAAGCAUACAACAAACAUACAACCUCAUAUUAAAAUACUGAGAUCACAUAAGAAAGCUUUACAGAGAAGGCAGCAACCUAUGAACCACUUUGUUUCGCCAUGUGCUGUUUCCUCUAUGUUCUGUUCUGGCAGUUCUCUUGACCCUCCAAAGUGGAUUUGGGGGAAGUCAUAGGGGUGCACAUAGAGGGAGGAGAGGAUGGGGAAAGCCCAGUUGUGCUAGCAGGAGUUGAACCCUACUCUUACUCUUUUGUACCAGGUGAUGAUUUUAGCAUGCAGUUGUUAAAAACGUUGAGGAAUUCAAAUAUUCUACAACUACGACUGUUCUUGUCUUUCGGUGAUGAAAGAUGUUCCAUGCCCCACAAGUUAACAUACAUUCAUCCCACAGGUAUUGCGGUUAUUACAUUGAUCACCAAACAAUAUUCCGAGUUGCAAGCUUUGCAGUUAACGUUGAGUUUCAAUGUAGUUCCAAAAUUUCAGAGCAGCCACUGCUUGUAGAAUAUGGAAGCUACAAUAUCAGCCAACGUAAGACUGAUUUUAACUUUCCUUUAUAGCUUUUGGAACACCACCUGAAUGCAUCUUUACUAAAAAAUACUGGAAGCCAUCUUUGGCAUGCAGGAUAAUGCUGAGUUUUUGCAUGUGAAGGUUUUUUCUUUCUUUCUGUUUUCUACUUUCUAUCCAACAGUUAUAAUCCACAUUUCAGCUAUAUAAGCUUGAUGUGACAUGGUUUUAAGAACAUGUGUAUAAGAUGGCAGCCGCUCCUAUUAUUUUUUUAAAAAAGCAUGACUUGCUAAUGCAUGCUAAGCAACAUGACUUGCUAAAUAUGCUGAAAUAUGAAAUUAUAACAGACUUCCCAAACCUGGUGUCUUCCAGAUGUUUUGGACCACAACUCCAAUCACCCCCCAAUCUACAGAGUUGACCUGGCUGGGGUUGAUGGAAGUUGUAGUCCAAAAUAUAUUCAGAUCACCAGAUUAGGGAAAGCUGAAAUAGAUUACACCUAUAAAUGAUUUGGCAAAUCAGCUAUUGAGUUAACCCUUCCUAGUAGAGCAUGGCAUGAGACUGAGAUGUGUCCUUGUAUGCUAUCUUUCUUAGACUAUAUGCCUCAGCUUUGACCAGUAUCUUCUUUUCCUGAUAAAUUGGUAGUUUUAAAUUUUAUCUCAGGUUUAUGAGUAACUCACAAAAUAAUAUUUCAUUGAGUUUUAUUAAAAGGCAGUACCUUCCAAGUAGCAUUCCUGCCCCCUUUGUAAUAAAUAAGAGUGAUGCAAAAGCACCUAUGAAGCACAUUUCAUUUUGGGAGAACCAACUGUGUCAUUAACUGGUGUUAUGCCAUUAAUUUCUCCAAUUUUUCUUCUUCUUCUUUUUUACAAUUUCCCAUCAUUAUAAGAAAAGGCAUUGCAUUUGAAAUAUAUCAGAUAGUGAAAUAUUUAAUGAAAUAUUCAUGACUGCAGUGCGGAAUUUGUGUUGCUCUUACCUUACUUUGGAGGUGUCCAAUCACUCAACAGAUCAUCUCACCAGAGGUCUGCACUCUGCGGCCUUCCCAGGUCCCCGUGCUUUGGUUAAAGCCCAGGGGAAGACAUCAUGAAGUAAUUCCUUCCAAGAGAUUUUAAAGACUGUGAAGUUCAGGCAGCCAGGAAUGCAGCAGAGUUACUGGGCAAAUGUUUACUGGAAAGAGACAUGCACACAUACCACACUUGGAGACCUCACAAUGCUCAGGUAGGCUCAAAGCCACCACACCUACAAACAUUCCACAGAAAUUCUCAAGUGCCCUGAGCGUAUGGCAGGAAAAGAAAACCUUUGAGAUAGUUGAGAGCAGGCUUCAGCACAGUAUAAGUGUAAGAGCCAAAAUUACUUUGAAAGCUAGAGGUCCUAACUGUUUUCCCUCUUGCCUUCAGCUUGUCCACUUGGAACUUUUGAAUGCCACACAGGUUUAUGUGUUCAACAAACUCGGCGCUGUGAUGGGAUCAAUGACUGCUUUGAUGAAAGCGAUGAGCUCUUUUGUGGUUAAGUAUCCGUAGCAGAUGAGCCCUGAAAUAUUAUGACCACUCUUUAAAGUUACCUUUCUUAGUGACUUGCUGCCUUUCUUCUCAUUUUAGGUGUUCCCAAACAAAACUGUAACACCAGUUUCCUAACACAGCACCAUUCCCUUUUCUGUGAUGGAAUAAAUGACUGUGAAGAUGGUCAAGACGAACGACACUGCACUGAAAGUGAGUCCCACCCCAUAAAAGUUGUUAAGUGCAACGGUUUCACCUUACAAAUUGCUCGUUCUAGUUAUUGGAGUGAUCCACAGUACUUUGGGCUUGAUACCAAUUCAAGACUGUUAUUUUUGGUUCUGGUUUUUCUAAUCAGGAGAGGAGAAAGAUCUGUUGAAUGGGCUGCUUCCCAUUCAUGCAGCCAUUGGAUACAACCCUUUGCCUCUGGCUUAAAAAAGACAUACCAAGUACUGGUGUCAAAAGUGAGCUGGUAGCACCUCGUCUGGAUGUGAGCCUUUUGUGAAACUGAAUGUUGGGAGAUUCAGGGCAGACAAAAAGAAGUCCUUCUUCACAGAGCACAAUAAACAUCCAGAAUUCACUACCACAAAAUGAAGUAAUGGCCAUUGGCAUGGAUGGCUUUAAAAAAAGGAUUGGACAAAUUUGUGAAUGAUAAGGCUAUCAAAGUCUACUAGCCUUGAGGGCUAUGUUCUACCUCCACAGCUGAAGGCAAUAGGCCUCAGCAUACCAGUUUCUGGGGAACACAAGUGGGGAUAAGGCUAUUGAGCAUCAAUAGCCUACUGGUGAGAUUCUGAUAGGCAUCUGUUUGGCAUCUGUGACAAUUCCCCUCACAGAGCUACAAUUCUCAGAGUUCCCACUUUGUGCUCCAGGCCCAACCAUCCCUGGCACAUGUCUCUUGGAAGUUUGCUCAGGCAGGUGUGCUCAGGCAGAAUAGGGAUUGACCAUUAAACAUUUUUGAGAAUUGUAGCUCAGUGAGGGGAAUUGGGGGUCUCAUAACAGCUCUCAACACACUUAACAAAUUUUCAGUGUCUGAGCCAGUGCUGAAUCAUUUUGAUGAAAAAAAUGAAUAAAACAGAAACUGCUGAAGCAUUUAUUUUGUCACUGGUUCUUUUUCAGGCAUUCCAUGUACCAACAAUACAUUUAAGUGCAGCAAUAAUAUUUGCUUCAGGAAGCAGAAUGCAAGAUGUGACGGGAUUGUAGACUGCCUCGAUCGAAGUGACGAAAACAAUUGCAGUAAGUCUGUUCAAGGCUGCAAUCCUUAAAAAAUGCUUACUAGGACAGCCCUUCCUAAUCUGGCAUCCUCCAGAUGCUGUAGGACUACAGAUCCCAUCAGUCUACAGCAUGGUCAGUGAUGAUGGGAGUUACAGUCCAAAAUAACUGUAGACGACCAGUUUGUAGAAAGCUGUGCUACAGUAUUAUGGUGCAUCAAAUACUUCAUUGCAUUCAAUGGUCUUCUGCUGCACUCCACCUCCAAUCUCUUUCAGAUUUUGAGGGUGGGGGUGGGUGGGGUGGGACAGGAGAGGGAGAGGAAGCUCCAUUCCACUUGGGGCAAGUGUUGUGCCAUCCUGUUGGCCUGGGCAGCGUUCAGUCCCUUCACCAGCCAGAGCCUAAUCAAGGGAGUCUCUCCUUGCAAACUAGCCCCAACUAGCCUUGCAAACUCUGCUCUGGGAGCAGAGAUAAGGCAGAGAAUCUCGAAGCCAUUGUUUCAUUGAUUCAGAUUGACUAGCUAUCAAUUGUUGGGUAAUAUUCUGAGAAUAUUUGAAAAGGAUCACAGGUGGCUUCAAUAACAAUGUGGGCAGAAAUUCUAGUCAAAGCUGAUGGGAACAUGACUCAUAAGAAACACUCAGCUGGGAUGUCCACAUCUGAAUGGAGAAGUCACAUCUCCAGUUAAAAACAGAAACAAAAACAGCUUUCUGUUUCACGUGAAUAAUUGGCUUCAUUUUUCAAAGCUGCACAUGCUUCUCCCAGCCCAUGCACACUGCUCUGUACAACACAACAGGUAUUCAUUAGCAUAUUUUAGUUCAUAGAUACUGAAAGAUACUUUAUGCCAGGUCAAACUGCUCAUUUAGCUCAUGAUAGUCAACUCUGCCAGUGGUUUUCGAGGGUCUGAGGCAGAGGUCUUUCACAUCCUUUGCUUCCAGAUGCUUUUAUUUAGAGAUAUCAGGGACUGAACCUAGGAAGCAAACUGAAGCUAUGGGAACUCUUCUUCCAGCUGAAUGUAAAUAGCUUAUGGUGCUUGAUCCACGACAGAAAAUUCCUAGGCCUAACUAACAGCUGCAUGAAUUAAUCUGCAAAUCCUCAAUCCCUAAUAAUAGAUGACGAUCUUAACUCAGUAUAGAAUUGGAGAUAAUGACAUCUACCAUUUGCAUUAAUUACCAGUGGUCUCUGUAAGGCAAUCAAAGUGUCACUGGGUCUCCACCCAUCUAAGCCAUGCAGCUUCUCCUGCAGGAAACAGGAAUUUGCUUAUCUCAGUCUUUCCCCACCCCCCACAAUGUGUUAAAGGCCAAUGAAUGAUGUGCUACAUGGAUUCCCAUCCCUAACUAGGCUCUCAUUGCACCAGCCACAGGUUUGCAUAACAAAUUCAGAGGAUAUUGUGUCGGUCUCUAUACAGACAGUGGGACUUCCGACUUUUUUCCUAAUGGCAAUUGUACACAGUGUUUGAAACUUGGGGAGAGUUUUUUAAAAGUUGUGUGCCCCCGUGCAAGGGCCUUGUGUAAAACAAAAACAUAAGUCAGAAACCCUCCUGUGCAUAAAUAAACCCUUAAUUUGCACCUGAAUCAAGACCACUGUCAUGUAUUUCCUGGCACUCCAAAUAGGCAGACCUCAGUUUGCACAUGAACUAGUUAUAUUUAGAGUGCUCAAGUUCAAAAAGAUUAGUUAACAGAUCAUCCAGUUGGAAAAUCAGUAUUCCGCCAUGGCUGCUACUGCAAGGGAAAUGUUGAACUGUUAACCCUCUUCCAAAGGCUGUGGCAGCACUAAAUACCGCAACAUGCCCCACCGGAUUGUGGGAGGGCUGGAUGCCCACGAAGGUGAAUGGCCGUGGCAAGUCAGCCUCCAUUUUGCUGGAGUUGCUUACUGUGGAGCCUCUGUGAUAUCAAAAGAGUGGCUUCUCUCUGCUGCCCAUUGUUUUCAAGGGAACAGGUGAGUAAUUAGAAAUCCCUUCAUCCAUAGCUUCUCCUUUCUCAUAACUCCAAAGUAGUGGCAUGUAUGGGAUAGACAUGGAGUACAAUGCGCUCCUUCUUCUCCUGUUAAUUUGUAACAGUCAACCAUGCAGCACAAUUAUGAGAUUUCCAAUAUGCAGCUUGAAAAAUAGCCUGGCCUCCCUUUGCAUAGGCGAAGGGUCAGUGAACAAGGCUGCCUAGUGCUUGGCUUUUCCAAUAUUCACCCAUUUCCAUCUGUCCAUGGCAGAUCCCUGCUCAGAGCCCACUUUGUGGUUCAGGCCCAACUACCCCUGGCACGUGUCUCUUGGAAGUUUGCUCAGGCAGGUGUGGUCCUUGGCUGAACAAAAUUCCUUGCUCCCAUCUUAGUCCCACAACCCUUGUUUUAGAUUCCUCAGUUGCACACCCUCCAACAUUCCCCUGAAGAAAAUGGGGGCACAAAGGCGUGGUACCAAAAGACGCACAACUUUUGGUGCUGUGUCCUUGCCCAAGUCAGUUGACUCACACAACAUUGUGGCAUCACUGCCAGUUCAUCCCUGGGACAUUCUGGGCAGUGGUGAGCGGUCAGUAGACUAGGGGGACUAGUCUAGUCCCUAAAUUUUCCCCUGGCACCUCCUUACCAAAGCCCAGAGCUUCUGUCUGGCUUAGGAAAAGAGACGUGAUGCUCUAACAGUUCACAAUUGAGGUGUGUGUGUGUGUGUGCACUCCAGAGUUUUCAUACCUUGUUCUAGAAGUCUGGUUACUGAUGCUUGCAUGAUAAUCUGCUUUCCUUAAGGUUAUCUGAUCCUAGAAUCUGGACAGCUCAUUUGGGAAUGCGCACUCAAGGAAAAGCCAAAUUUGUCUCUACUGUGAGAAGGAUUAUUGUGCACGAGUACUACAACAGCAGGAAUUAUGACUAUGACAUUGCCCUGCUCCAAUUAAGCACACCAUGGCUGGACACAAUGAGGUGGCUAAUUCAGCCAAUCUGCCUGCCUCCCAUCACACACAGAGUUCACACUGGGGAGAAGUGCUGGGUAACAGGAUGGGGGCAAAAGCAAGAAACAGGUGAGCUUCCUGCUCCUUUUUGCCAACAUGCCGGGAAUUGCAAUGAGAGAUUUUUUGUUUCACUUUUUUAUGUUUAGCACAGAGUUUGUAUCUGCAACAUCAAUGCAUAAUCAUAUUUUCUCGAAACAGAUAAUGGAUUAGGUGACAAAGCAGAAGCAAAGAGAGUCCAUGUGGUGUCGUGGUUACGAGUGCCAGACUCGGACCUUGGAGACCAGGGUUCAAAUCCACACUCAGUCAUGAAACUCACGGGGCAGCCAGUGCCUAGAGCCACAGCCACAGGGUUUUUGUGGGGAUUAAAUGAGGAGGGGCGAGAACCAUAUAUGCCACCUUGAGCAUCUUGGAGAGAAAAAUGGGACAUAAAUGCAAAAAAUAAAUAAAAAGUGACUUGUUUUGCUCAUUUUAAGCAGCAUCUGAAUUCUGACAAGCAAGGUAGAACUUUUUGAAGGAAGCAUCAGCAUUGUGCCAUCCAUGCCAGGGAUGAGGAGGAGCCUAUAAUACUUGGACUCCAACUCCCAUCAGUUCCAGCCAGCAUGGGCAAGGGUCAGGGAUGAUGGGAGUUGUAGUCCAACAAUACCUGGAGAGCCACACGUUCCCUGUCACUGACAUGCUUUCUGUAAUGGUUCUACUGGUGAUGAUGGAUCAUGAGGGCACCAGUGUAAAAGAAAGCCCUUUUUGUCAGCCUCAGUUGGCCACUUGCAAUAUGAGGACGGUAAUAUUCACUUACCUCACAGGAUUAUUGUAAAGAUCAUUGAAACAACAAGCGCUGAUUUGAUCCCUCUAAACUCAUAAAUAAUAACUGUAACAACAAUAAGAGCUAGGACAGAAGCCAACAUCACCUUUCCUUGGAAGAGAACCCCAUUUCAGUAUAACUUACUUUCUAUACAUAAGAUAUAUAAAUAAAGACAUUGCUGGUUUUCUUAGAUUUGAUAACAGCCAGGUUUAGUGUAGUUGCUAUAAGGGUUGCUAUCUGGAUCUGGAGUGAGAGAUCAGGUUCUCGAGAAUUAUCAUCUUGCCUAAAUUAUUAAACUUUUCCAGAUGAUGAAACCUCGGCAGUUUUGCAAAAAGCAGAGGUAGAGAUUGUUGAUCAAACACUGUGUCAUUCAACGUAUGGGCUUAUUACAGCCCGCAUGCUGUGUGCUGGGAUGCUGUCUGGGAAAAGGGAUAGCUGCAAAGUAAGUACCUUGCUCUCUCACAUACUUGCCCCACUUAUACUUGCUCACCACCGCUGCUUACUAUUCCUCACCCCCACCCCCCAAAAUAUCACCAUUGACUUUUGACUGCAUUCCAGUUCAGGUCUGUGCUAGGAAACCUAAUGACACUGGUCUCAACUGGAUCUUAUAUACCAGGGGUCAGCAAACAUUUUCAGCAGGGGGCCGGUCCACUGUCCCUCAGACCUUGUGUGGGGGCCAGACUAUAUAUUUUUUGGGGAGGGGAAUGAAUGAAUUCCUAUGCCCCACAAAUAACCCAGAGAUGCAUUUUAAAUAAAAGGACACAUUAUACUCAUGUAAAAACACUCUGAUUCCUGGACCGUCCGCAGGCCAGAUUGAGAAGGCGAUGAGGCCGGAUCUGGCCCCCGGGCCUUAGUUUGCCUACCCAUGUUAUAUACCCUCCCCUGACUGGUUGCGCUUCUGCAGCCUGAGACUUCUUCUGCAUGAAAGGUGCCACUGCUCUUCCCAAUUCAUACACCUUCUGGUUCUGGGAGAUGGGGUGGGGUGGGGGAGAAGGUAGUGUGUCUACUGACCCAUCUAUUGGCUGAACAGCCUUUUCUUCUCCUGCCACAUCUGGUGUACCUUUCUCUAUCUCAGACUGCCUUGACUCUUCCUCCCCCCCCCCCGGAUCCCACCCUGUGGGUGGUGCCAAACCCCAUAAAUCACACGUCUCCUCUCCUGGGUCAUUCCCCAUGCCUCCACCACAUACUCUUCAGAGCCCUGCCUGUCCCUGACACCUGGGGACAGCUUUUAUCCACAUUGGUAGAUAAUUGAUGCUAUCAACAGAAAUUAUCUAAAAUGGCAAAAUGUGUUGACUUUUGAAAACAAUGUCUUUUUUUUUAGGGAGAUUCUGGAGGACCCCUAUCAUGUCGAAGCAAAAGUGAUGGAAAGUGGUUCUUGAUGGGAAUCGUUAGCUGGGGCUAUGGCUGUGGAAGACCCAAUUUCCCCGGAGUAUACACAAGGGUGUCAAAUUUUGCUACAUGGAUACACAAAUAUGUGCCUUCAGUUUUUUAAUUUAGCGGC
Molecule: messenger RNA, 24782 nt
Organism: Podarcis lilfordi (Lilford's wall lizard)
Lineage: Eukaryota; Metazoa; Chordata; Lepidosauria; Squamata; Lacertidae
Source: the annotation of a GenBank genome assembly